CGGACAAAAUGGCUCAGUGGCUGGCAGAGUGAAGUGAGAGGAGUCAUGGUCUUUGUCUAAACUUUGUAAAAUUUUGCCCUUAUUUCUUCUCUAACAUGUCAAACCCAACAUUUAGAACACGCAUAUCACAAUUAAGAAAGAAGAAAAUUACUAAAAAGAAAAUAGUGAGGAGAGGAAACCCGUUAAAUCGACGAAAUAAUGAUGAUGACUGUGAGGCACCUUUAGUUGCCGGGCGAUCAGCGCUGGCUCUCUUUGGGCUGGUUGGUGAAAGAGCAGCUGCUGCUGGUGGAGCUGGCCCCUCCUCUGCCCCUGCCGCCUCUUCCUCCACACAUCCCCACCACCCUCCAUACCACUUACGCCGCAAGUCCCCUACUCAUCCUGUCAGCCCACCAACCUCAUUAGGAGCUGGUGCAGCAGCAGCAUCUGUAGUAGCCACACCCCCUACAGCAGCAUCAGCAGGAGUAUCUGCUGCAACGGCUGGACUCCCCUCUCCAGCAACCACACCCGUUCUAUCACCUACUGCUGCCAUCACCGCUGCCACCACAUACAGCCCUUCCAUGCUACCUGCCCGCAAACGCCCCCGCAGAACAUAUUCUACAGGGGACUCUUCCACAGGGUUAGGUUGCAACACAUCAGCUGCACCACAUUACCUCUUGCACGAACUUCCUGAUGAGGUGCUAAUUACUAUAUUAUCCUACCUGUAUGAGAGAGACCUCUGUCGAGUAGCACAAGUCUGUAAGCGUUUCUACACUCUAGCAAAUGAUAACGAACUAUGGAAAAACCUUUAUCAGGGCUUAUACGAGUAUGACCUACCAUUGUUCAACUCUGCACCUUGCAAGUUUGAUUUUGUGCAACCUGAGGAUUGUGACUAUGAUAAUCCAUGGAAAGAGAGUUUUAAGCAGUUAUAUCAUGGUGUCCAUGUUCGACAAGGGUACCAGAAACAUGCAUCAAAGAUCACCGGCCGAUCUGUUACAUAUUUUGAAACCAUCCAGGUGGCUUAUGACUACGCCUGUGACUAUGCAGAAUGUCCGCUGGUGUUGAUCCACUCAGGUGUAUAUUGCGGGGAGGUCAUUGUCAUUGAGACUAACAUUGCCUUCAUUGGUGCAGCACCAGGAAAUGUAGCAGAAAAUGUGAUUUUAGAUCGUGAAAGUGAAUCAACAGUAAUGUUCAUGGAAGGAGCCCAGAGAGCAUACUUAGGCUAUGUAACCAUCAAGUUCUCCCCACCCAGCUGCACAGAUACUAUGCAGCACCACAAAAGUUAUGCAUUAGACAUUCAAGAGAACUGUUCCCCUACAAUAGAGCACUGCAUUAUUCGAAGUUGUUCCCACUUGGGUGCAGCUGUGAGUGUGAGUGGACCAGGAGCUGAACCAGUCAUACGCCACUGUGAAAUCAGCGACUGUGAAAACGUAGGACUCAUUGUGACAGACCGAGCACAGGGCCACUAUGAGGACAAUGAGAUCAGUCGCAAUGCCCUAGCAGGAAUAUGGGUCAAGAACUUUGCCAACCCAAUCAUGAGACGCAACCACAUCCACCAUGGGAAAGACGUGGGGAUAUUCUGCUUUGACGGUGGAUUGGGUUACUUUGAGGCUAAUGAUAUUCACAACAAUAGAAUUGCUGGUUUUGAGGUCAAGGCUCAAGCAAAUCCAACCGUGGUUCGAUGUGAAAUCCAUCAUGGCCAAACAGGAGGCAUAUAUGUCCAUGAACAAGGGAUGGGACAGUUCAUAGAGAACAAGAUCCACUCAAACAAAUAUGCCGGUGUAUGGAUAACUUCAAACAGUAAUCCAACAAUAAGGAAAAAUGAAAUCUACAAUGGUCUUCAAGGUGGUGUGUACAUAUUUGGCGAUGGAAGAGGACUCAUUGAGCACAAUAAUAUAUAUGGUAAUGCAUUAGCUGGUAUCCAGAUCCGCACCAACAGUGACCCCAUAGUGCGGCACAACAAAAUACACGAUGGACAGCAUGGAGGAAUUUAUGUUCAUGAAAAGGGUCAAGGUCUUAUAGAGUGCAAUGAAGUUUAUGCAAACACACUUGCUGGGGUCUGGAUUACAACAGGGAGUAGUCCAACAUUAAGGAGAAAUCAGAUCCACUCUGGUAAGCAGGUGGGUGUGUAUUUCUAUGACAAUGGCCAUGGACUGCUAGAAGACAACAACAUCUUUAGCCACUUAUACUCAGGAGUGCAAAUUAGGACGGGUAGUAACCCCAUCAUUCGGAGGAACAAGAUUUGGGGAGGCCAGAAUGGUGGGGUGCUAGUAUACAAUGGAGGAUUGGGAGUGCUGGAACAGAAUGAGAUCUUUGAUAAUGCCAUGGCAGGCGUGUGGAUCAAGACAGACAGCAAUCCUAUUCUCCGAAGGAACAAGAUUUUUGAUGGGAGGGAAGCAGGCAUUUGUAUAUUUAAUGGUGGAAGAGGUGUGCUAGAGGAAAAUGAAAUUUUUCGUAAUGCACAGGCAGGAGUCUUAAUAUCAACACAAAGUCAUCCCACUCAAAGCCAUCCAAGUCUGAGACGGAACCGGAUCUACGAUGGCUUAGCAGCAGGCAUUGAGAUCACCAACAAUGCCACAGGGACCUUAGAGUACAAUCAGAUAUUCAAUAAUCGUUUUGGAGGCCUAUGUUUAGCCUCUGGAGUGAAUCCAAUCCAAAGAGGCAACAAAAUUUUUGACAACCACGAUGCAGUGGAAAAGGCUGUGUCAAGUGGACAGUGCCUAUACAAGAUCUCGUCAUACACCAGUUUCCCGAUGCAUGACUUCUAUCGUUGUCGCACCUGCAAUACCACAGAGCGAAAUGCCAUAUGUGUCAACUGCAUAAAAACUUGUCAUAAUGGACAUGUGGUCGAGUUUAUACGUCAUGAUAGGUUUUUCUGUGACUGUGGAGCUGGGACUUUAAAUAAUCAAUGCCAGUUACAAGGGGAGCCAACUCAAGAUACAGACACACUCUACGAUUCUGCUGCUCCCAUUGAAUCACAAUCACUCAUGGCAGAAGUCUAACCAUUGCUCUUCUUCCUACUUCACCCUUCCCCACCUCAAAAAAAUACAAAAAACUUUAAAAUGUGAACGACUUGUACGUGAAAAAAGUUUGUUUAUAAAUCAGCAUCAUUAACCCACCAGCCUUCUUGAUCCUUAACCAGUAUUUAGAUAAGCAGUGUGCGUGUGUGUGUGUGUGCGUGGCCAUUUGGGAACCUCUGGCCUACCAACAUUGAACUGUUGUCAUAAAGGAAGCCCACCUUGUGCUGUGAUUGGUUCUCAUCAAUCUAUAGCCUUAACAAGACCAUUUAUAUGUCUGCAAGUGUUAGUUUGUAGACUUUUUGAUCUUGUGGACAAAUGUACAAUGCUAUAAUGGAUGAAUAGUGUGCCCAUACCUAAUCCUACAAAAUAUUUGAAAAAAAGAAAAGAAAAUAUGGACUGCAAUCAGCCAGGAAAGUGGAGACAGACAUUGUGGCUGAUUACGUGAACCUUAUCCAUCUUUCACAGUUAUCCUCAUUUUUCCAUAUUACGUAACGUUGUUGGUGUGUAUCACAUCACUCCUUACGGUAUGGUAACACCAACUAGUUGACAAAUGACUUCCUGCACAAGAUGGAAAUUAUUUUGUAGGUCAGUAUUGUUGAUAUACAUUGCAUAGAAACCCCAUUAUGGAUAAAUAUGCUUGUUUUUGAUUUUAAUACACAUAAUGUUAGAAAUUGGCACAAAAGAUAUCAGUGAAGCACAAGAAUGACGGUUCUCUAUCUACAAGACAGUUCUAUGUUCAUGUGUACAGUAGUACCACUAAUGUACAUAGGAACUGUAUGUGACAUGUGAGGGCUUUGUACAUAAGUGUUGAGUGCAGGGAAACAGUUAUUCCAUGCCUAUUUCCAAUUGGUGUAGGUCAUUUUGCAGUGUUAUGGUCAAAUACAGUUCGUAAUUAGAUUAAGCUGUUAAGAAUUUUUAUAUAUUACGUAAACAUGGACAAAAUCAAUAUGCAGUAUUUGUAGUUGUUUCUCAUAAAUAUUUGUGUUUUGUUUGGAAUAUCUGUUGUAUGUUUGACUUCUUUUUUAUAUUUUUUUCUUUCUUUUUUGCAUGUGGAGUUGAGUUACAUUUUAUAAUGUAUUUGUGAACCUCUAAGGAUAUUUGUUGUCAUGAUUUUGUUAAGAUUUUAUACGGAAUUGGAACACUACAGACAACUGUGAUUUAAACCAAAAUAAAUACAGUGUCACUCCACACACUCCGGAGAUACACAAUAACAUCAAUGGCUUUCAUCUCCCAAUGUAGCAGAAAUUAGGUCCCCGCAAAGUGUAGAACUAUUAAAAUAUUUGUGCAGCUUAGUGAAAAUGGAUUUAGAUAGUGCCUUUAUUUUUGCAUUAAUAGGUAGUGUGGCAGAAUACAGUAUCUGAGUUUGUUGCUUUCCCAUUGUUCCCUGCAACACAUACCCUAUAAAUCCCCUCCAGUGUUUUGUAAUGGAAUCUUCCUAUAUAGAAGUAGCGAUAUUACUGUUGCUCAAUGUGCCAUAUAUGUGUUUCUAGGUCUUGUUUUUACACAUAUUUUGAGUUCAAAUAAGUGCAUAAAUGCUAGCAUUACAGAAAUAACAUGAAUGCAUUCAAUCAGAAAUUAUACCUUCACAAUUCACUAAGGCCCAAAGAAAAGUGGCUUUUGUUUGUAUUAAUUUUCAUGAUAUGCAAGGAUUGCAUACAUAAGAUGGAGGAGCAUUUUCAGGAACCCCUUUGAACCUUUCUCAUUGGAUUGUGCAUGCUGCUCAAUCUAGGAGGGAUGUCAGCUGCUACAAAUGGAUGUUGACAAUUAAUUGCAUUCCAAUUUUGGAAAGAGCUCUUAUACCUGGGAAAUGUUAGUACCUUGUAGUAUAUGCUACCCCCCACCCUCAUUUUUUUUUUCUUCUUUUCUUUUCUUUUUUUCCCUCUUAAAUGAGCUCUGAUCAACACACUCAAAGUCAGAGCAUGUCAACACUAUUUGAGGCAGGAACUAGACAUGGCACAUAGAAUGGUUUCAAGGGGACUAUAUCUGUUUAGCUGCUUAAUUCUAGAAGGUAAUUCUGAGCAGUAUGCCAGGAAUUUCUCUACUUUUUCCCCAUUAUUUUUCCACACCCUUAUCCAUAAUGUAGACAGAGUGUAUGCCAGUAUGUGUUUGCUUAAAUGAUAGGUUUCCUUUUACCAGAACAGAGUUGUGCAGACCUCCAAGGUUGCACAACUUUACUCAUGUGUACUUAGAGUGUGCUGUUAUAGGACUGGUAUAUAUGUGACAGAUAAAGAUACUAAAUAAAUGACUGGUUAGUACAUUGCUGCAAGAGUUAUAGAUGUUUUUCAUGUUCCUAAGAACCACAAUUUAAAUUGGAAACAUGUCAAUGAAGAUUGAAUCCCUUCAAAGUUUGCAUAAACUGAUGGUGAGAGAUGUGUGAACUUUGGUUACAAAGCUGGGCAUGAAAGCAGAUUCUGUGGCACACUCCUAAUUGAGGAACCACAUGUUUGUUUAGUAUCUUUACUUGCAACAGUUGUGUGUAUCCUUAACAAUCCUGUGAGUGAGUUGGUGUAAGAAGCAGCCAGUGGUUGAUUAUAAUACAGCUGGUAUUUUAUCAUACAUCUUUCAGAAAAACACUAAGAAAACUACUUCUAUUUUCCUGGGCAUGUAGUGCGAAAGUUUGAAAAAUGUAACACUUUGUUGUGUCUUGAUCUCAGCAUGAUAUCAUAUGUUACCCUUUGUAAUUAGUGAUCAGUCUUGAAGCUUAAGUUUAAUACCUGGUUUAUAAUCAGGAAUAUUUUAUAUUGAAAUAAAAAGUAAUUAUUUUGUUAGGGUAUAAACCUAUGUAAGUGCUGAGGUUCAAGGUGGAGGUGUAGUAUACCCAGGCCCCUGUCAUACCUCAGGCUAGCUUAUUGCAAUACUCUCCUGGGUGUUUGUUGUCCAGCGGGAUUAAACAUAUAAUUUGUAUUAUGACAAAACCAAACACACAGGUAUUGUUUUGCAAUAAAAUUCUUUCCAUGUGUGUUGUUUAAAUUCAGCACACAACAGUAGUCUUGGAGAUGGAUCAUAAGCAAGUUGUUGAUAGUGGAAGCCAACAUUAUAUUCAUGAAUAUAUACCAUUUCAUCAUUGAGGGCUUAUGUACUGCUCUGGUCAUAUUGACUUGAACAUAUUCUGUUUGUAUUGUCAGAACAAUUAAUACAAUUGGCUCAUAGCAUUAAAUUUCCAGUCUUUUGAUCAUGGGCGGUGGAGCCAGUAGAUACAGUUUCCACUUAAGUCACAUAUCGUUGUAGCGUAGAUAUUUACCGAAAGUCAACAUACCGAUGAAGUAAUUCAUCCCCAGGACUAUCCUGAGGCCUUGCGUGAUGGAGAGUGGCAGUGCAGGGGUCCUCAGUAAGAACACGUAUUGCAAAGAUGGUGACAUGGGUACUACACAUUCUCCUAGGUGUAGAGUGGUGGGUCAUUUAUGAUGUGCACUGUAUAAGGGCCUAGAAUUGUAUAUACAAUAAAAUCCUGAAGUCA
Penaeus monodon (black tiger shrimp) is the source of this 6453-nucleotide messenger RNA. It is a transcript of the gene FBXO11, whose product is annotated as F-box only protein 11-like. Gene Ontology annotation, molecular function: zinc ion binding; protein binding. The transcript is spliced from 14 exons. Lineage: Eukaryota; Metazoa; Arthropoda; Malacostraca; Decapoda; Penaeidae. Gene Ontology annotation, biological process: ubiquitin-dependent protein catabolic process; regulation of apoptotic process; protein ubiquitination. The record is from RefSeq and is a predicted model, not a curated record. The coding region runs from base 96 to 2978 and encodes 960 amino acids.